AUGAUUUUCAGAGGCACAUUGAACCGCCAGCCGGCCAGGCUCUUCACCAUGGCCCGCCGUGUAUCGCCUGUCCGAAGAGCGGCUGCCGAAAAGCCCCAUGUUGACGAUUCUUCACUGCACGCGCUGGCGUCGGCGCCCACGCAGGUUGCCCCUGGCUUGUCCUUACACGAUUCGCCCGUGUACGAGCCCCAUAGUGCUAGUGCCAUCGACUGGUCGGACUCUUUCCACGGCUUGGGCCAGGCUCCGUUCCCCAAGGAGGCCAGCGACAUUCUUUUGGCGCCACUCGACCCCACAGACGUCGAGAUCAAGCCGGACGGAAUCUUGUACUUGCCCGAAAUCAAGUACCGGCGGAUCCUCAACCGUGCAUUUGGGCCCGGCGGCUGGGGCUUGGCUCCACGCACGCAGAGCCACAUUACGCCGAAGCAGGUCAGCCGCGAGUACGCGCUUAUCUGUAGCGGGCGUCUUGUCUCCGUGGCCCGCGGCGAGCAGGACUAUUUUGGUGGCGAGGAGAAGUUGACCACGGCCUUGGAGGGCUGCAAGAGUAACGCGUUGAUGAGAUGCUGCAAAGACUUGGGCAUUGCCAGCGAGUUGUGGGACCCUGGGUUCAUCCGAAAGUUCAAGAAGAAAUACUGUGAUGAGUUGUUCGGCGAGCAUGUGGUUACCAAGAAGAAGAAAAAGUUGUGGAAGUUGAAGGUCAACUCUUUGGACUAUCCAUACAAGGCCUGUUAG
Molecule: messenger RNA, 729 nt
Organism: Metschnikowia bicuspidata var. bicuspidata NRRL YB-4993
Lineage: Eukaryota; Fungi; Ascomycota; Pichiomycetes; Serinales; Metschnikowiaceae
Gene: MGM101
Product: Mgm101p
Exons: 2
Coding region: 1-729 (242 amino acids)
Biological process (GO): interstrand cross-link repair; recombinational repair
Cellular component (GO): mitochondrial chromosome; mitochondrial nucleoid
Molecular function (GO): single-stranded DNA binding
Source: RefSeq, a predicted model, not a curated record